Messenger RNA from Jaculus jaculus (lesser Egyptian jerboa), 2189 nucleotides. It is a transcript of the gene Mmp11, whose product is annotated as matrix metallopeptidase 11. Lineage: Eukaryota; Metazoa; Chordata; Mammalia; Rodentia; Dipodidae. Gene Ontology annotation, biological process: extracellular matrix organization; proteolysis; collagen catabolic process. Gene Ontology annotation, molecular function: zinc ion binding; metalloendopeptidase activity. The transcript has 8 exons. The coding region runs from base 1 to 1494 and encodes 497 amino acids. The record is from RefSeq and is a predicted model, not a curated record. Gene Ontology annotation, cellular component: extracellular matrix.
AUGGCUCGGGCCCCCUGGCUCCGCUGCGCGCCUCCGCGCGCGCUCUUGCUCCCAGCGCCUCCGCUGCUGCUGCUGCUGCUGCUGCUGCUGCUACUGCCGCCGCCACGGCUGCUGAUGGCCCGGGCCAGGCCGCCGGACACCCAUCACCGCCACCCUGUGAGGAGAGGGCCACAACCCCAGCACCCAGCUCUGCCUGGCGGCCUGGUGCCUGUCCCUGCCUCCCGUCAGGUUUCUAGACCUGCCAGCAGCUCUGGACCGCCGCGGUGUGGCGUGCCUGACCCACCCGAUGGCCCCAAUGCGCGGAACAGACAGAAGCGCUUCGUGCUGUCAGGAGGGCGCUGGGAAAAGACGGACCUCACCUACAGGAUCCUCCGGUUCCCGUGGCAGCUGGUACGAGAGCAGGUGCGGCGGACAGUGGCAGAGGCCCUUCAGGUGUGGAGCGAGGUGACGCCGCUCACCUUCACCGAAGUGCACGAGGGACGUGCCGACAUCAUGAUUGAUUUCACCAGGUACUGGCACGGGGACAACUUGCCGUUUGAUGGGCCUGGUGGCAUCUUGGCCCAUGCCUUCUUCCCCAAGACCCACCGAGAAGGGGAUGUCCACUUUGACUAUGACGAGACGUGGACGAUUGGGGACAACCAGGGCACAGACCUGUUGCAAGUGGCAGCUCACGAAUUUGGCCACGUGCUGGGGCUGCAACACACCACGGCGGCUAAGGCCCUUAUGUCCCCUUUCUACACCUUCCGCUACCCUCCAAGCCUCAGCCCGGAUGACCGCAGGGGCAUCCAGCAUCUCUAUGGCAGACCCCGGCCGGCCCCCACCUCCCAGGCCCCAGCCUUGGGCCCCCAAUCUGGGAUAGACACCAACGAGAUUGCACUGCUUGAGCCGGAAACCCCACCAGAUGCCUGUGAGGCCUCCUUUGAUGCAGCUUCCGUCAUCCGAGGAGAGCUGUUCUUCUUCAAGGCAGGCUUCGUGUGGAGGCUUCGAGGUGGCCAGCUGCAGCCUGGGUACCCUGCCCUGGCCUCUCGCCACUGGCAGGGACUGCCCAGCACCGUGGACGCGGCCUUUGAGGACGCCCAAGGCCACAUCUGGUUCUUCCAAGGUGCUCAGUACUGGGUAUAUGACGGUGAGAAGCCACUCCUAGGCCCUGCGCCCCUCUCUGAGCUGGGCCUGACGGGGUCCCCAGUCCAUGCCGCCUUAGUCUGGGGCUCGGAGAAGAACAAGAUCUACUUCUUCAGAGGCGGGGACUAUUGGCGUUUCUACCCCAGCACUCGACAUGUGGAAAAUCCUGUACCCCGCCGGGCCACUGACUGGCGAGGGGUGCCGUCUGAGAUCGACGCUGCCUUCCAAGAUGCUGAGGGCUAUGCCUACUUCCUGCGUGGCCACCUCUACUGGAAGUUUGACCCCGUGAAGGUGAAAGCUCUGGAGGGAUUCCCCCGCCUCGUGGGCCCUGACUUCUUCGGCUGUGCUGAGCCUGCCAAUACCUACGGCUGACCAUGGCUUGGAUGCCUUCGGGGCAGUGACCCCUGCCAUACCACUUCUACCAGGGAAAGACCCACAGCCAUCAUUUUGGCCCUGGGCACCAGGCAUGGAACAGACCGACGUCUUCUCAGGGGGCUGGGGUGGGGGCGCAACUGCCAUGGCAACCGCAGGGAGGGCCACGCGGGUCGUGGUCACCUACUGGCGACUGUCUCAGACUGGGCAAAGGCUUUGGCAUUACUUAAGAGUGAGGGAGGUCUUGGGCCAGCAAUACCCCACCUGUAGUCAAACCUGACUUGUCCGAGGCCUCCAUUUCUGUCCCUCAGGGUAGAACCUCGACAGGGAUGGCGGGGAGGCAGUGUCCUUUCUCUAACCCUUCUGUGAAACAUCGAGGCCUUGGGGAGCAGGGCUCCUUCUUGAAAUGUCAGCUCAGAAGAGAUGCUGUGCCUUCUGGCUAGGGAACCAGAGAUCUAAGACCUAGGCCAAAAGGUCCGCAGCCUGCUUCCUCCUGGAGACCCUGAGCCCUGGAGGUCCCAACAUACCUCACGGCCUUGUCCCAGGCCAGUUCUUCCUGGGAGCCCCUCAUCCUGAUACUGGUACCCUCCAAAGCCAUGUAAAUGUGUGCAGAGUGUACAAAGACUGUGUUGUUUUGUUUUGUUUCUGUUUUUUUUUUUUUUUUUCCUACUGAGGACUGUCAUUAAACCUGAGAA